AUGUUCGAGACGCUCGUGACGGGGCUGUUGACCAGCGCACUAGGCAGCUUCAUUGAGCCCAAGUGCUUUAGCAGUGACAAGAUCAAUGUGGCCGUAUGGUCGGGCUAUGUGGUGCUUACCGAGCUCGAGGUGAAGCCUGAAGCAGUGGCGGAUCUGCCGGCCGUCAAGCUCGUGCGCGGGCUCGUGGGCUCCGUUGAGCUCAAGAUUCCGUGGAACAGACUACAGUCGGACUCGGUAGUUGCAACGGUGGAUGACGUGUACCUUUUGCUGCGGACAGAAGCGGAUGUGGACGCGGUGAUGCGGCAGAUGGACGAGUUUACGCUCAAGAAGAAGCUGUUAGAGGAACUCUAUGCUCAAAAAAAGCACGAGGGAGAUGCUGGAACGCAGACUAGUAGCGAGGACGGGUUCGCAGCCCGAUUGGUCAACAAGAUCAUUGACAACGUGGAGUUGCAUAUUCGGCGAAUCCACAUUCGACUGGAGGAUUACAGUACGGGGGACCACCCAUUUUCGGUGGGGAUGACCAUCGAGUCGGUGCACGUGCAGUCCACGAACCCAAACUGGCAGCCGUCGUACGUCGAUACGUCCAAGAGCCACGAGCCUCGGAUCUACAAAAUCAUGGAACUCAAUCACUUGAGCGUGUACUGCGAUCCAGAGGGUGAGCUGCAGCGCGGCUGUGAUAUCAACUUUGAGACGUGCUCAGCAGAAACUUUUUCCAGCGCAUUCAAUCGCGCGAUUCCGAAGCGCUUUGACGACAACCGUUUUCAUCAUAUGCAGUUAUACCCGUCACCACAACAACACCACUUUUUGCUCAAACCGGUCGAUGCUAGUGCGAGACUGGUUGUGAAUCGCGACGUGUUUGACGCAAAUAUGCCAAAAUUUGAAAUUGAUGUGAAGGUGCCCGAAGUGGCUUUUCGACUGGAGGAGUCACAGUAUUGCGAUUUGCUGUACCUGGUGUCGGCAUUGCAGGCUCCAGACUACUACAUGAAGUUCCAGCGAUAUCGUGAGUCGAGACCGCAAAUAGCUGUGCUUGAAGAUCCAGUAGGAUGGUGGAAAUAUGCGAUCACGUCAGUAGUAAAGGACGUGAAAUCGAAAAAGCAACAGUGGACUUGGGGAUUUAUAAAAGAUCGGCGUGAGGAUCGCAAACGUUACGUGAGCUUGUGGCAGCAGAAAUCGCGACAUUUAUUGGAGCUAGUAGAUGUGGAGUACGAAUAUUCUGACAGCGACGACGAUGGUGAUGAUGCGAACGAAAGGGAGGGCACUAUGGAGAAUGUUGACCACGGCGGAAAAAACACGUCGUCGCUAGACUUGUCCAACAUGUCAAUUCUUUCGCCUCUUGAUAUUGAUCUCGGGCUUGACGAAAUCGAGAGACGCAGGAGUGUAGAGGAUGUGUUGUUUUUUCGCUACCUGGCCGAUCUUGAGGCUCGAAAAGUUCUAGCCACACGAGCUUCCCCUGUUCGACGUCGGCUGCCCACACCCCCAACCCAUGAAACUCAAGCAUUUUCUGAUACUGAAUCAGUAGAGACAGAACGCACUAAGUCUAGUGUGCCGUCUGAGGUGCAGUAUCGAUCUUGGGGUGCGUGGAUGUUCGGUUGGACGUCAAAACUGGUGCCCUCUUCUUCCGACGAAGAAUCAGGUCGAGCUGCUCAUCGAAUGAUUCCUGAAGUCGAGCUUCGGGAGCUCUUUAACAUACUCGAGGAACCUUGCCGGCGUCCGAAAAAGCGAAUGUAUAAGCAUCGUGACGUCCGCGGACAAUGCGACGUUUCUCUGGGCGAGUCUCAAAUAGAACCUGCUGAAGUAUAUCGAGUGACAGUGACAUUGCAAUGGGGAUCGGUAACACUAGCCAGUGAUCCGGAAAUGAGCCAGACGUUACUCCGAGAUGAUUUGAGUUAUGGGCAAAAGUACGCGCCAACAGAUUUCCUUCUUGGUACGUUCUCGCAGCUUCAAGUAGCUACAGUGGCGAGGCAUGAAACAGUGGUAGUGGACGUUUCGUUGCAGUCCAUCGAAGCAUUUGAUGAAAGUGCUGAAAGCUCAGCGUUUUCCCGUCUUCUCAGUCGAAAGCAAAACGUUCGAUCUGUUGGCGAUGGAGAUGAUGUGAACGUUGCGAAGCUGUCUGGCGUUGUAUUCUUGAUGAGUUACGAGAUGAACCCAGCUAGUUCCAGUGCAGACGCCUCGUUGUUUGUCCAUAUGGAGCCGUUAGAAAUUGUAUUGUCACCUACAGCACAAUGUUGGCGUCGGUUGGCGCGGUUUAUGGAUACUCCUGCUAAUUUAGGGCUGUGGGAAGAGCUAGAAGUUGCGUCUUUCAAUGAUAUUGUUAAUUUGAAAGUGCGGACGGAAGCUAAGCUUGGCUAUGUGAUGGAGAAUCGCAUCGCACUCGCUGUCGAUCUCCGUAUCCAAGCACCAGUAAUUAUUGUUCCUCAGAGCGACACUGACUACAACUGUGCGCGACUUGUGAUCGAUCUUGGACGCAUUAUUUUCCGCACUGAGCGUCUCAGUCAAAUGGAUAGUGAAAGCAUGAGCGUGCGAUCAAGAGGUGACCCGUUACGGGAUAGAUCGGAGGAAGGGACUCUUGCACUACUAAGCCCAUCUCAUCACCAACUUGCGAAGCCAAACACAUCUUUCGUUCAGCAGCUGUAUGAUGAAGCAGAGAAAGGAGAGGGGGCAAUCCGCUGGAAGGAGGACUUUUACGAUAAGUUCAGCCUCUCUGUCGCGAACAUACAUGUGCUCUUGAUUCCUUAUGGAAAGACGACUCAGGCCCAACACAACGGUGCUGGGAGUAAUGUUAUGAACUUCCUACCAUACCUCACGGAUACGUAUGAUGAAGAGUGUGAGCUAAUUGAGCGUCUUAACAUCAACAUUAUCGUUCGCAUGUCAAUUCUGCCGCUUGACGCUACGUUGACACGAUUUUACAUCCACGCCGACCUCCCGGCUUUUACGGUUAAGUUGUCGCUGGAAAAGUAUCAUCAUUUGAUUGCACUGGGGGAUCGUUUUUGCCUGGCGGAUGCUGAGACACUAAGAAAGUCAAGAAAAUACUCGGAUGGUGUGUCUACAGAAGACGUGCUCAGAAAUUAUGCAGCCGACGUGGUUGAAUCAGGUGACAGAUGCGAGGCUUUGAGCAGAGGGAGCCUACGCAGUGUGUCGGGACUCAAGACAACAGUUCUCGAUAGCGGAGAUAGAUUGAUGUCGGAAUCCGGUGUAGCGCCAGACAAUCUCGGCGACUCUGGCGACAACUCAAGCGUCGAAAGUGAUGACACGUGGUUCAGCAUCUCUAGCGACAACAUGGAUACGGGUGCGUCAUCGGCGAGUGGGGGUGGUGGUGAGCGAAAGUGCAGCUUUCGUGCUACUGGGUCGGCCGAUGCAGUUGGGGUAGAUGACACAAGAAAUGCCAGCAUGUCCUCGCGAUUUGUAAGAGGAUCACAAAAAAGACGACGGCCGUUUGCUGUUGGUGGAACCGCAAAUCUGCUUGAUCGAAGAUUAGUGGUAUGCUCGUUCACGGUACCCCUUAUAUCGGUACAACUAAAGAAGCCUUGCUCUUCUGCAAUAUCUUCCUGUGCUGCAUACUGCUACGACAUGAGUGAUUUCGAUGUUGAUCAUGACGACAGUGGUACUAUAUUGGUGAAGCUGCAGGAUUUUCGAGUCCGGGUAGGGCAGCGAACCUUGUCAACUCGAGUGAACGUGGUUCUCACAUCACUUGAAGUCGAAGACUACACCGACGGUCGAUCAACGCAUCAUUUGCUGUUUUCGAGUCCAGCCAUUGUAGCUCCGUUCUCGACUGCAGCUCCUUCACGCCGUGGUGGGGACUUUUCUGAAUUUUCCGCUCAACGUGGACGACGAAAACGGGAACGAGUUAUUUCUUUUCGCAAUGGUAGUGCAAAAAACAAGGACGCAUCGCGAUCAAGGAUCUUUACGGCACCAGAUGCGUUGCUGGAACUUGGCCUUAGCUCCUACAAUGAUCAACAAAGUGGUGAAGGGAUGUUGAGAGAGAUAGAUCUUCAACUCGGCUCGGUGCAAUUAAACUUUGAUCAGUCAUACGUCUGCUCUUUGUUUAAAUUGUUCGACGAUCCAGCCACUCGACUUUCUGUGGUGUCCGUUCCUCCAUGUGGUGAUACUGGUAGCCUUGAUGAUACGAAAGCCGAUACAGAUAGGUAUUUACUUCCAUCUUUGGAGCUCACACCUACUAUUCAGCAAGAAUAUGCGAUACCUGUAAAUCUUACAGAGUCUGUUCGGGCGGAUUUGGAACUAGCAAGAAUGAACAUGUAUCAGCAAGGACGCGAUGCGAAGAGUACAGCUAUGGAUGGUGAGAGUAAACUUGUCCCUAUCGCGUUGAAGCUAGGUGUGCAAUUACACUCGGCUUCUGUCUGCUUUUCGGAUCGUGGUGAGUCAGUGGCAUCGAUUGCAAUUCUUGAUACCGCUGUACAAGCCAGAUCCAGAGAAAAAGGCUACAUAAGCAUAUCCGGUACAGUGGGUGACGUGAAAGUGUUCGACUUGUCUUCAAUGAAACGCCAAGGAAAUGAAACCGGCAUCAGCAGUGCCAGCCGAGGGUAUGAGUCUCCCGCUGUGAAUUACAUUGAGAUCUUCGGUCUGGACACAUCUGGUGCAUGUGCGGGUAGUAAAACUCGACACCUAUUGAGCAUUGAAUGUUUGAUCGAUACCGAAAUAAAGCGGAAGACGAAAGCUGCCGCCAAUUUCGACGAGCAAGUGCGCAGGCAGGAUAAGGAAUCGAGUCUUGAAGUCAGAGUGCAGCCUGUUCGUCUGUUGGCUCGGCCAGAGUUCAUUGAGAGUGUGUCCAAUUACGUCAUCGACGGAUCGCUUUCAGCCCACUUUCACUCCGACAGUGCGCAUUCGAGCGAGAACUCGUUCACCUCCGAAUUCCAGCUAGCUCCAAGAUCGCCUCCUUAUGCCGGCGGUCCACUGAGUAAUUUGACUCCAUUUUUUGAUGCAGUCGAGGCAUCACACAGAAGUACUAGGCAAUUCAGCGUCGAAACGCCAAAAGUUCUUACUCCCACACACAGAGAUCGUGAAGACAACUUCACCGUUGCUCGAGGACAGCAAAGCGACCACGGCAAUCGAUUUGAAAACGAAGACGACACAGCCGCAAUCCUCGCGUAUAUUUGUGACAAUUUUGACAUUGAUAUCCAGCUAUGCCACCCAUGUGUUGUUUUACCGACCACUUCGUUUGACAACACACAAGAAUCGCUGGGAUCGCAUCUGUUCCGCGGAAUUGCAGUCGACUUUGGUACAAUGUCAAUCGCCUUGCGGCGAGAAAUAUCUGAUAGUAGCCAUGGUGUGUCUGAUUGCACAUGGUUCCAAACAAGUGUGACCGUUGAUGGCUUGCACGUCAUCUCCUUACCGGAUCGAAUCGCAAUCCUUGAUCGAUCGGGCUUCCAAGCGCGAGGAAGUAUUCCCAGGCAAAAGAUGUGCCUGGAUGUCGAUGGAAAAGAAAGUGCUGCGCCAGAGGUUGCUGUAGAUGUGAAAGUGUUUCCAGUUUGUGUAAACGUCAGUGCAGCAUGCGUUUGUCUGGCUUUGGACGUAUACUCCGGAGCCAUUGACCCAAUAUCUUGUACAGUCCAAAAAGUGGUGUACCACAUUGAAAGUUAUGAGGAUGAGCCGGUUGGAUCAAGUAGCCAAGGCGGACAUGAUGGCAGUUUAGGAUAUAUUGCUCCUGGAUCAAAUGGUGAUACGGCGGGAGGAUGGCAAUUACUAUUGCACGUUCUCUUUCAGGAGUUUAAAAUUGCGCUUGUGUCAAACUCCGUGGCCCCACACCAGUUUAAUAUGUGGAUGAAAGGUGUAGUUGACGUCCCUGAUGAAGUGUCGUCGCAAGAAAGCUGCGGUGGAGCUUCUUCCACCGCCCAUUGGCAAUCUCAUCCAGAAUUUUUUACAGGGGGACGAGAGUUCUCUGUGAAUGAGACUUGUGUUGCUAAUGAAUUUGCCUUGAUUAUGUUGGAGGCAAAUGUGGCUUUGAACGUGACGGAUUCCCGAUCGUUCGAUAGUCAGCUGCAAUGUGAAUUUACCUUGCAUGAAACUGUCAUUCGGGACAAAACUGCCGAUCCUUCGGAAUAUUUCACGCAGCUACUAGGACCGGUUCCAGAAGCACACUCGGAGCUUACGGACUCACAUGCUUCUCUUACAAACCCUUCGUUCCCAUUUGUGCCUGGAAUAAAGGUGUUACCUCCGUUGCUAGGACGUUCAUCGCCACCUUCGUCGGAACUGGACGUACCAUCUUCGCAGUUCAGUGGAAGGCUGACAAGCAAAAUUGUCAAUGUAGACGGAUGUGCUGUUCGAAUAAGCUCACUAGAUCUGGAUGUGUCUUCCGUUCGUCUUAUGUUUCUAUCGCGGACUCUUCUCCAAAUGGAGCAAUGUGUCCUUGAUGUGUAUCUAGCGGCAAGCAUGAAGGCGAUUGAACUAGAGCUUCAGCGAGGUAAGGCAAUGGUCACGGAAUCUCCUGGAGUUAUGGACUCUACUUUUGUUGAUACACGUGCUAGUGUCGCCAAUAGUCCGGUUCUAUCUUUUCGACAACGAAACAACAGCAUUUCCGAGCUACUGAACAAUACUCGUAAUGCAGUUCGACCAGAAUUCGCGUCUCCGUUACAGCGUAUGCUGGGCUCGACCGGUGCUAUGGAGAGUCAGACUACCGGAAGCUUUACGUCUCGUACGAUUGCUGAAGAGACUGGAAGUGGAAAGUCAGUGGCCGAUGGUCCUACAAAUACCAACAUUAUCGGUGUUGCAAGAAAAUUGCUUUUGAUGCCCCGAUGGAAGGUUGAUGUCCGUUUUUCGAAUUUGCAAAUGUGGUUGGUACCGUCUGAUCGCAAGAGCGGCGUGGCGGGUUGCGUGUUGUCUAGUCAAGUUGUCGCGAAAUUUGAUAGUUCAUGUGGCGGAUUCGAAGAUUCUACUACUUCUCCUUGUAGUGAUCCUGUAACUGCAUGGGCUCGACUGAGUAGUGUGGAAGUUUCGACGGGCCUGCCGACGGUCAUCGGUACUGAGCGACAAGUGACAAUGAAGCAUACGGGAACGCUUGUUGAGAAGUUCGAAGUCGACAUCCAAUUUGCGCUGCGCCAGUGCUUUCGAUCUGUGCAGGAAGACAAAAAUGUUAAUCCUGAAGGCACUGAUAAAUCGAGUGACGGCAACAGUGAUUUGAGUACGAGUGGAGAGGAAAAUGUCAAGAACAACGACAAAAAAGCCAAACUCGGGCCAUGGUUGAAUAGUCAUCCUAGUAGGAUGGACGACAACCCGGCAUCUUUACCCAAACUCUUUCUUCGCGAUGUGCCACCCGAGUGGCAGGAAUGGAUUCUUAGUGAACCAUCGGUUUGUGUUAAUCAGAUUGUGUCGCACAUUGCCUACCGAGACUUGCCGCUGUUGUUGAAGAUUGCUGCAAGUCUGACUAGUAUGCUUACUAUUGAGGCACGGAUUCGCGAUACGUUUGCUGCAAGGCUAAGAGCAGCAACAGAAGAUGUAGACUGGCCAGAUUCACCGAGUACUACAGAACACUAUGCAGAAAACGAUGAUUACCCUGGAGCAGAUGACCCGAGUAAUCAUGCUGAACAAGCUGAACUGUCAAUUUUUCAGCCGAACUUUCUUACAAGCGCUUCGAUUGGAGUGCGAGGAGUUCGAUUUCAGUUGAUUAACAACAUUGCGGACCAGGCUUCACCUGUGGUGGAGUUUGAAUUGAAAUCUGUUGACUUGCUGCUACGGUCAGAGUCACACUCAACGGUUAUGAUUUCGAUAAGUUGCGAAGUAGAAGCAAAGUACCAAAACUUGCGUCUUGUGACGAUGGAACCACUUAUUGAACCAUGGGACGUCAAGGUUACGCUGUGUCAGCAGCACUCACUAUUACGUGGUUUGGAUGAUAAAGAGCAGCUGGCGUCACCUUGGAAGCUCGAUAUCACGUCUGACGCUCUUCUCCAACUCAAUCUGACGGAUGCAUUGAUCGCCAACUUGGUGGCUGCAGACCGGGCUUGGCGGUGGGUUGCCAAGCCCGGUGGAGACUCACGCGAGAUGACGGAGUAUUCUACAUACUGGAUUCGUAAUAAUACUGGAAUGCCAUUACGGUACUGGGGUUCGUCUUGCUGCGAACAUUCUCUCGCUGCUGGCGAAGAAGAACCUCUCCGACUUGAUGAAGAGCAGAGCACAGGCAACGAUGAGAUGAGUUGUAGAGGAAGCCGUUGCAGCGCGCAAGUGAGCGAUCGCCAGAUCUUCAUUGCUGUCGAAGAGGAAUACCUGGACGAUAGACUGUCAGGCACUUCCGCUAGGCAAUGGAAAAGUGAAUCAUCUAUUCCGGUUGAUCAAGUCGAUUCUCGCAUGUAUACCUUAGUUGACUUUGAAGCAGGCAUCACGACCACUCAUGUGAGAAAAUGCGAGUGCGUAAUUGACGUGCUUGUGGAGCGCGGAUGCAAGUAUUUCGUAGUGCGUUCAACUUUGAUUCUAGAGAAUCAAACUUCAUCCGACUUGGAAGUUGAGUUCAUGCUUCCCCAGAGGCACUUGUCAUCAGAAUUGUUGAGCGCGGGAAAUUCUUCGCAGGGACACAUUAGACCCAUUUGGAAAAAGGUCGUCAAAUCAUCCUCUGCCAUUCCAGUUCCGGUGCACAUCGCUUCAUCUAGCGGAGGCUACGUGAUGGUUCGCCCUCCGGCGAUCGUAGGUGCUGAUGCAAGGGAUGAUGUGCUUAUGAAACCAUACGCCAAAGAGCGAGUGUGUCUUCCUCUCUUUGAUGCAGGUACCUCCUUCGUGAAUGAAGACAUGAGACAAAUGGAUGCUAACGAGUCUGAUCAGUCCCAAUGCACGAUCAAAUUCCAACGCUUGUACAGCGAUAGGCCAGUACGUCCAUUCAUGAUGAACGUCUGCUUAUCUGAUGCGAGUAGUGUACUGUAUCACCGCACGCUGUCAUUUCAUCCACCGUUGACCGUGCAUAACCUCACUGCUGGACCACUCGAUUUUUGCUUGGCAACUCCGAGCGAUUGGUUGCCUGUAGCUAAACAGGGGACAAUACCGAAUGCAGAAGUAAAUGCGGGUUGGGAAGCUUGUGAGCAACGAUUGUGCGAACGAGCUACGAUUGAUGUUGCUGACUCACUUAUUUGGCACUUGUCAAGUGAGGAAACGCCUCUUGUGCUCACCGUCCGGAUGAAAGGGUUUGACUGGAGCGAACCGCUCAUGCUCGGUGAAGAUCUGGAUGACCUAGUGCGGAUCAAGAUGAAAGAUAUAGUGAGUGACGCACUCCUCUACGUUACUAUAGAGAUUCGGAGGAGUAGGGGUCACUGCCGUGAGUUGUUUCUCUACGUGCCGUACUGGAUUGUAAACCUGACGAAUUUGAAACUCGAGUUUGAAUACGAGAAAGAGCGCAUAGGGCGUGAACAUAGGACCACACUGCUGGCGGGACAAACACGACUGGACCGCGAUGAGCUUCUUUUGAAAGAAAGCCAGAGAUCUAAGACUGCGCGGCGUGGGCGCAAUGCUCAUCUACUGUAUCCUGUUCUAGAUGAGGAACAUGAAUGUGCGGAUGGGUCUGAGGCUCUUGAACAGCGACACAACACAUUCAACCGCAGAGCACCUCCCGUACUAUAUAGCAGUGAACGCAAGAGGCGCCGCCCUCGGCUUCUUCCGAGUGUUUUGCCAGUAAAAGGCUUGCUGGACUUGCUUCCUAAGGCAGCCGGGUAUGGCCCACGCAGUACCGGACACGUGGAAGUUUUGCAAGCUUGUCAUUCGGACUACCGAACAGAUCGUGGUUGUGUUCGUCUUCGAGUCAGGAAUGAAAGUGGUACGGCUGGUCUAGACACCAGAGAGGAGCUUGGGCAUCGAAAAUGGUCCGAUUAUUUCGUCCUGGAUCUGGCUGGAACAAUUGGCGAGAUUGAAGCUGACGACUAUGAAGUUAACCAGAAAUUUAGUAUCGGCUAUUCUGUUUGUCAAGCAGAAGGUCAGUACUCACGAACGAAGGUGAUUAUGUUGACGCCACGGUUUGUGCUCAUUAACACAAUGGACAGUGCCAUCGAGGUGUGCCAUUCUUCGUCCAAGACGAUGACGCCAACUAUGAUUGACGUGGCUAACGCUAACGGAUCUGCCUCGCGAUUGGCGUCUUCCGUGACUCCCUUCGUCCAGCUAGAUGCUGGAGCACAUGCUGAUUUUCACUGGACACUACGAUUUGCCAAGACACGUACGAUACGGUGCCGUUUUGUUGAUGGUGGGUGGUCUUGGAGCGGUGCUGUGCCAUUAGUCGAGUCCGGCGAGUACGCUAUCCGCAUGCGUCACGAAUCCUUGCGGGAAAGCAAGCUCGUGCGGGUGACACUGAAGCUAGACUCGUCGUGUGUAUGCGUGUACUUCCGAGAAGAACUUACAACUGCGCCACCAUUUCGUAUCGAGAAUUACUCGUUGGAAACGCUUCGAACACACCAACACCACGUGCGCCGCAGCGAAAUCUUGUUACCACACCACAGUCUAGAUUAUGCAUGGGAUGAACCCACUGGGGAACGGUUGCUUGUUGUAGACAUGCUCCCUUCGGCGGCUGGCGACAAUAGUCGUCCACUGCGCAUUGGAAGUUUUGACCUGGAUAAAAUUCAGCGAUACCCCGAUGUGCUCGGCGGUACUCUUGGAAUUGAAGUAUCUACAGACGGGCCUACUCGUGUGCUGCGUUUUACUGAUACACGUUUGCGUAGUGAAAAGACCCUGGGAAUCCGACCUCAAGAUGCUAACGAUUUGGCAGCAAUGACUGAUGUAAGUGAAAAAACUGGUGUGCAGUUUCUUAAACGCUUUGUGACCGCGCCGAUGGUGCAUGUCGCAUUGCGCCUCCAAGGUGUGGGUAUAUCGGUUGUUGACAGCGCACCCAAAGAACUGGUAUACAUAUCAACCUCAGGUAUAGUGUUAAAUGUUCUUGUCAACGAGAAGGAUCGAACGGACAGGAGUGCUGCGGUCGCCGGGAAUGCGUCCUCGUUGUCGCGACUUCAACGUGGGCCACGACCCCGGAUUCUAGCUUGCUGUUUUGAAAUGAGCGAUGUACAAGUCGAUAACCAAUUGCAAAUGACGCCGCAUCCUGUACUGCUGCGAUUUUCUCAUGUGAAUGGUAGAUCACGAUCGGCUAACCGACAAGGAACAAGUACCCCCGCGUUACAGGUGAGUCUUGUGAAGCACGACGAGUACGCCGGUAUUGAGUUCAUCAGGCAUUUCAGUGUCAAAGCUCUGCCAGUGCACAUCCGGGUGGAUGGUGCUUUACUCUAUCAGAUACUCCCCCUACUGGUCCACGCCAAACUUUUUCGCAGGAACGGAAGUAUGGAUAUGCCGAUUAAAAGGCAAGUUGGUAUUGUGAAUUAUGGCGAAAGUAAGAGCGAAGAAAGGACCCGAGCUGUACACAGUCGCUUGUUGCUUCGAGACUUAAAUGCUAGUCUAGAAGUUCCGGUAAAGGUGCUUGAAGCAGCUCAAAAUGACGGCGUGAUAUCUGCGGAACAAAAUUCUCGAUCAACAUUCACGACUAAAGCGCUCGCUCGGACAAACAGUGUUCAGCAGCAACAGCUUGUCGACCCGCGUCACAAGCACCACACCACAUUGGCCACGGAGGUUCGACGCUACUCGGCAAUCAAACAUGGCAGCUCUAGCGCUAUUGCUGCAAACGAUGAGCAGAAGAAGUUUUACUUCGAAGAGUUUCACAUCGACCCCAUUCGCGCUAUGGUCAGUUUUUCGUUUGGGGAUAGUGCAGGCGCCAUUGUGGACGGCUACUUGUCUCCAUUACCGCAUGCAGCUGCAUUGACGAAUUUGUCAUCGUCGAGAGAGUCGCCUGUCAUUACGGUUGGUCCUCUACGGCUCAUCCUGAAUGCUAUUGGCACUAGCUUGACUAAGAUUGCAAAUGCUCCGCUCCAACUUAAGGCGCUGCACAUCCGUAAUUCGUUUGUACAGCCUGAUGCGUUGGCAACGCGGUUGGCGUCACAUUAUCAGAGUGAGGCACUCCGGCAAGCUUAUGUCAUUCUGGGAAGUGUCGACGUGCUGGGCAAUCCAAUGGUCGCAUGGAAAAAUCUUCGUGGCGGUUUUCAGGAGUUUAUUUCCGGGCCAGCGGACGGGCUCUCACAGCGAAGCCCACAAGCUUUUGUUUUCGGUGUGUGGCGUGGAUCCUUGUCGCUCGUGCGAACUUCGGUGUACACCUUCUUGGACUUCCAUACGCGUAUUCUCAAGGCUUUUUCUCUCGGCCUUUCGGAGGCUUGUUUGAAGUUGGAUGAUUACACGGGCUAUCCCGCUACGCGCCAUAUUUUCCAGGGUCUCGUGCAGGGUGUUUCGGGUAUUGUGGUGGCUCCAAUUCACUCGUUUGAAGAAAAUGGCGCACACGGUAUUUUGCCUGGACUGAUAGCAGGUGCAUUUGGGGUGGUGCUGAAGCCGAUGCUAGGCAUUUCUUUGGCUUUAUCAACAACUGCUGCCACGCUUCGCGAUGCUGUUGACCCCAAUACCAAAGCACUGCUUGUGCACGUCCGGCCGCCACGACACAUCGACCUUCGGACGAAGAAACUUAAGGUCUACUCUUACGUGGAAUCGUUGGGUGAAGAGAUUGUGGGCAAGAUUCGUGGUGGCCGUUACCGUGCUGAUGGGUAUCUGGGUCACGUUGACCUUAAAGCUACUCACCAAUCUGUCUUAGUGACCCGCAAGCGCGUUCUGUUUCUAAAUGUAAAAGGUGCAGCCUCGGCGGAAACUGCUAAGUAUGGUGUCGUCUGGGAACUGCUUGCCGAGGAGAUCGUGAUGGUGGAUUGCUCCAGGACGCCGGAUGGGCAGGCCAUCGUACUCUAUUACAUAGAAGAUGAAUUCCGCGCGGCUGGUGGUGCCGUACGUAAUACCCGGGACGCGAAUGGAUCUGCUGCAGUCAGCUCGACCCGCCAACGCACUCUCGGUAUGCCGCGUGGUAUGGUUUUGCAGAAGUACGAGGUGGCCCUGCCAGACACGAAAGUACUCUUUCUCCGUGCCAUGCUGCAGCAGCAAGAGCGCUCUUUGCUUACCAAGAUGAACAGUAACUACACAGAGGACCACUCUUCACAGCACUCCAUUCCGUUGUCGCCUCUGACAAGAUCGAGCUCGAUGGAGUUCAGUACAGCGUGGCAGACGCAGUACUCAUGCAUGCCACCGCAGUACCCGGUCUUUCGACUGCCACGGACGCUGCAGCAGACUCGCAGUUCUGCAAACCUUGCGCAGGCGCUACAUGCGCACAACAACUACAACAAGCACUGGACCCCUACGCCAACGAAGGGCAGCUUGCGUGCAACUAAAAUGUGA
Messenger RNA from Peronospora matthiolae, 13221 nucleotides. The record is from the annotation of a GenBank genome assembly. NCBI's taxonomy places the organism in Eukaryota, Oomycota, Peronosporomycetes, Peronosporales, Peronosporaceae.